CCAACAGGGUGCUCUUUUGCCCAGUGUCCCCAAUGAAGGGCUGCACCGGGUGUUUAAAGCCCCAGCCCUGGCCUCCCCGCUGCUCCCUCCCUGUGCCUCUCGUGUCUUUUCCUGCCCGCCGAGCAGGGGAAGCCUUGGAGCGAGGUUGGGAAAGAAGCCGGCUCUUGGCCCGGUGCCUCUCCCAGCUCCUUUCAGUUGUAAAUCCCAGGAUGUGCUGUUGGCUUUGUGUUAAAUCGGAUUUCUGGAGAAGAAGUUUUCUCCCCAAUUCCGAAACCUCCAUACCUGAAGAUCUGUGGCUUUGACUCCGCUGCCCUCACCCUGGCCGGCCCAGCCCAUGAUGGCACUGUGUCUCAAGCAAGUCUUCAACAAAGACAAAACGUUUCGGCCCCGCAAGAAGUUUGAGCCCGGCACCCAGCGCUUCGAGCUCUACAAGAAAGCCCAGGCCUCCCUCAAAUCCGGGCUGGACCUGAGGACGGUGGUGCAGCUGCCUCCCGGCGAGAGCAUCAACGACUGGAUCGCCGUGCACGUGGUGGACUUCUUCAACCGCAUCAACCUCAUCUACGGCACCAUGUCCGAGUACUGCACCGAGAGGAGCUGCCCCAUCAUGUCGGGAGGGCUCAAGUACGAGUACCGCUGGCAGGACGAUAGCAAAUACAAGAAGCCGACCAAGCUGUCGGCCCCGCAGUACAUGUGCAUGCUGAUGGACUGGAUCGAGAUGCUCAUCAACAACGAGGACAUCUUCCCCACCAGGAUAGGUGUCCCCUUCCCCAAGCAGUUCCAGCAGGUUUGCACUAAGAUCCUCACCCGCCUCUUCCGUGUCUUCGUCCACGUCUACAUCCAUCACUUUGACAGCAUCAUCAACAUGGGUGCUGAGGCUCACGUCAACACCUGCUACAAGCACUUUUACUACUUCAUCAGGGAGUUCAGCCUGGUCGACCAUCGGGAGCUGGAGCCUUUGAAGGAAAUGACAGAACGGAUUUGCCACUGAGGCCACCUCGGCGGGCGCACUCAGCCAGCUCACUCGGCACCCGACGGGACAAGAGUGCUGGGGGACCCCUCCCGAGGACCUGCUCUGGGAGUCUCAACUGAACUAUGAACGCUGUGGAAGAGCCUCUUCAGGCCAGAGCUGGAUCCCAAGCUUGCUAAACAUCUCUGAGCAUACAUAUUUUAAAAAUUUUAACAGAUCCCAGUCUGUCAUGUGGCUACUGUCUUAGAAAGCCACUGACUUCUGGAGAACGGGGCAAGCUGGGUUGACUGAUACACACUCUGGUCUCUAAAAACCAAUCCCAUGUGUGAUAACAUUUCCUCAGCUAACUUGCCUCUUGUUUGGUCCUCAGCUACAUUACCUUCAAACACUUUGUUAGCGAUACCUGCCCUGCAAGCAGGUAUGCCCUUGGCUGAAUCAUGCCUGUGGCCUUGCCCAGAUGCGGGGGGUUUGUGGUAACAUCAGAGGUCAGCUCUGCAAAGCUGCUGAGGUUUGAUCCCAGCUGACUUCACGAGGUUAGCUGCCAAUGUCCUGUUCUUAAUCAUGAGCUGUGAAUGUCUCUCCUUCUGACCUAAUCCAUGCUUUACCAAAGGGACCUUUUUUAUUUUUUUUUCCCUUUUUUUUUUUUCCCCCAGGAACUUUUCACACUUGGCAGCAGGGACUUCAUGACUAAUAGCAAGGUGGCCCCAGGACAAAAGGAAGUGAAUUGGCGACUUUCCAUUGUGAUCACACAGUUCACACAAGUAUUUUCUAAACUCAGAAACUGUGAUACAAAGAGAGGGAAAUAAGCUUGCCAGAAAACAAACAGUGUUUCCUGACAUGUUGUCUUGGCUCAAAGCAGCAGGUGCAGGCUAGAGAAAUUGUUUUCUUUCCAUCGUCCAACAUUAUAGCAUAGAAAAACAGGUGGGGAAGGACUUUAAGAGACAUCUCGUCUACCCUGAUUGUCCAAAAAUGCAAGAUCGGUUCCCCUUAAGCCUUUCUGAUCAGAGUUUCUCUAGCCCAAAAAAGAAAGCAUACCAUUGCUACCUGGUCUGUGCCCCUAUUCCCAUGAAAGGCAUCACAUCCCAAAACUUCUUCCCCUUCUGCUUGCAGUGCCUGUUAACUAGUGUCCCGUUCCCUGUGACAUUUUCUUUUGACAAGAGUUGAAGUCUUUUUUUAUUUUAAUUUUAUUUUUUUUUUUUUAUUUUUUUUUACAAUUUUGAGGGAAUUAAAUUGUCUGAGCCAUGGCGUUUUAUAGUUUGUCUUUCCUGGCCUUUUUCUGGGAAAGUUUUGUACACCAGACCCAUCUGAUAUUUAUAGUAUUUGCCCAUUUGGGGGGGAGGAAGGGGAUGUGGCUAAAAAAUGUAAAUAUUUAAGCCAACACUAAAGUGCACAAAUGCAUUUUUAGUGCUCAGAGCACUUAUUUUGUUGUGAAAAUCUAUUUUUUUUAAUCUUGUGUACCAGAUGUAUAUUUUUACAUGGAAAUAAAAUGGAGCAAAAUGGACACGAAA
Molecule: messenger RNA, 2475 nt
Organism: Anas platyrhynchos (mallard)
Lineage: Eukaryota; Metazoa; Chordata; Aves; Anseriformes; Anatidae
Source: RefSeq, a predicted model, not a curated record